Molecule: messenger RNA, 2229 nt
Organism: Ilyonectria robusta
Lineage: Eukaryota; Fungi; Ascomycota; Sordariomycetes; Hypocreales; Nectriaceae
Exons: 3
Coding region: 1-2229 (742 amino acids)
Molecular function (GO): N,N-dimethylaniline monooxygenase activity; flavin adenine dinucleotide binding; NADP binding
Source: RefSeq, a predicted model, not a curated record
AUGGCAAAAACGGUCUGCAUUAUCGGUGCUGGACCGUCCGGACUGGUCGCGGCGAAGACAUUGCUUCACAAUGCAACACCCGGAGAGUUCAAAGUCAGCGUCUUUGACGCCCAGGAGCGCAUCGGCGGUCUAUGGCCGACCUCCAAGUCGGACACGCAGCGCCAGGUUCAUCCGCUCAUGCUGGCCAACCAGAGCCGACACACGGUGCAGUUCAGCGAGUUGGCAUGGGACGACGCCGAUCCUCAGCUCCCGCCGGCGUGGAUGAUUGGAAGAUAUCUUGAACGCUACGUUGAAAAGUUCUUGACUGGGAACGCGGAUUUUGAACUCAAGCUCGGAAAACGUGUCACUCGGGCGGAGCGUCCCGGAGACUCACCUGAUGGCUGGAGUGUUACUGCUGGAUCUCAGCUAGAAGCUGAAACUGGGCACUUCGACUACCUUCUCGUCGCCUCUGGUUUCUUCGGCAAACCCAUCAUCCCCGACAGCCUUUCGAAAGAAUUGUCUAUCCCCGUCAUUCACAGCAGCCAGUAUCGCGACCUGGAUGGUCUCCUAGGAAAGGGACGAGCUGGAGGAGGCAAGAUUCUGGUUGUUGGUGGCCAGAUGUCCGGUGUUGAGAUUGCCGGUACUAUUGGAGCGCACCUCUCUUCCGCGACGAAUUCACCCGAUAGAUCGCCCAUACAGGAUGUUGACAAGUACCGAAUCCAUAAUGUUAUCCAGCGGCCAACUUGGGUAUUCCCACUUUACACAAGCCCGAAGCCAACAAAUGUAGCUGCGCCUUUCCUACCCUUGGACUUUGGUUCUUAUAACAUCAACAACCGCCCAAAGCCUCUCGUCAAUACUCAAGGACACAUCACUGAGGACACUGCCAAGAUGGUACAUGGCAUUUUCCAGAACGUGGUUGGCAGCAAUCAGUCGGAGUUCUCAAGUCUCUUACGGGUGGAUGAUUCGAACAAUGAUCAACAACCGUAUCUAGCCGUCAGUGACUGGUACAGUGACUUUGUUCGAUCCGGCCUCAUUGAAUUGUCAAAGGGCAAGGUUGAGGCUCUUGACGGAUCUACGGCAACCCUCUCAGGUGGUGCGAAGGUUGAAGACGUCGCAGCAGUGGUUGUCGCAACUGGUUUCGACCCAUCUCCAUGCUUGAACUUCUUCCCCGACGAAAUUUUGAAGACUCUCAAACACUCCCCUCAACAUGUGGACCAACCUAUUGCCCUCGCUUUCCAUGGAACUCAUCAUCCCGAGGUCUCCGGUCUUGGAUUCGUGGGCUUCUAUCGAUCUCCCUAUUGGGGAGUGAUGCAGAUGCAGGCACGAUUCAUGGCGGCUAUGUGGUCUGAAAACGCCGACACUGCCCGCUCUUCUGAGGCAUACGAGGCGAAACUUCAGAGCGAUGUGUCAAUCCAACGAACACUGGACUUGCGCGACGAUCCUCGAGUAUCGCAGUUCCCUAUGGGAGACUACCUUUAUUUGAUGAACGAAUUUGCAGAAGCACUUUCGAUGGAGAUCCAAGCACCCCUGGACCCCCCAGCUCCGAGCCUGCCGCACAAUGACCUGCCGCUCGAUAUGCUAACCCCAGCACGAUAUAUCUCCGCAAACGACGAUGCAGAGUCGAAGGAAGCUGCUAUCAAGUCUAUGAGGCAAACCCACGAAAUCACAACUGCUGGCCUGACGGGUACAAAAUUCGUGGCUCGUGGCGUCUUUAGAAGCUUGCUAGGCACUUGGAAACUUGAGCGCGAUUUGCGGAGCAAGCUUCCCACCCACCCAAGCGGUCACUUCAGCGGAACAGCGCGGUUUCUGCUCCGAGAGAAAACUAGUGACGGUCUGAGAUGUGCAGCCAACCCCACAGACACAGAGCCCUCGUCUGACGAUGAGCUGGGCAUGGAGUACCUCUACAUCGAAGAGGGCGAAUUCAAGACGGACCAGGGCUUCGGCUUCAAGGCCACACGUCGCUACGUGUGGAGAUACGACGAGCUCAAGGAUAUCCUUAGCGUCUGGUUUGCGAAGCCCGAGGAACUAGACCGUGCAGACUACCUCUUCCACGAGAUCGAGUUCAUAGGUCCCGAGGUCGCCACCAACAAGGGCUGGGCUGCGAAGGCGGGGCAUCUCUGCAUCGACGACUACUACGACGUCAAGUACAACUUUGCGUUCCAGGCGGUGAACCUCAAAGAGUGGGGGAUCGAAUACACGGUCAAGGGGCCGAAGAAGGACUAUACCAUUAAAGGGACGUACACGCGUUAG